AUGGAUAACGCCAAAGAUGAGGUUGAAAUGGAGGUUGUGGAGCCAGAGGACGCUGAGAGCGACAUGGAGAGCGAUGAUAGCGACAACGACGAGGAGACCGAGGCUGAUGGCACCACAAAGACAACCAAACAGGUCUACUUGCCAGGCAAAACGAUAGCAGAAGACGAGGAACUGGUGUGCGAUGAGAGCGCCUAUGUAAUGCUGCACCAAGCAUCCACGGGCGCACCUUGUCUGAGCUUCGACAUCGUACCAGAUGAGCUGGGUAAGGGUCGGGAGAGCUUUCCAAUGACGGCUUACAUCGUUGCCGGCACUCAGGCGUCGCGGACUCAUGUCAACAAUCUGAUUGUUAUGAAGAUGAGCAAUCUGCACAAGACACAGGAUGACGAUGGGGAGAAUGACGAUGAUGAUGAAGAGCUGGAGGAUGACCAAGAUGAUGUGGCCGACAAGAGUGAGCUUAAGAAACCGGAAAUGACCUGCGCUCUCAUAAAGCAUCAGGGAUGCGUGAAUCGUGUUCGCGCCAGGCGCAUGGGUAACAAUGUGUUUGCAGCCUCGUGGAGUGAGCUGGGACGCGUGAACAUCUGGAAUCUUUCACAGCAGCUGCAGGCUGUCGAGGAUGCACAGCUCCUUAAGCAAUAUGAACAGCAGAGCCUGGGUAGUGAUGUACCUGGAUCCCGGCCCAUCUACACGUUCAGUGGACAUCAGCAGGAGGGAUUCGCAAUUGACUGGAGUCCCUGUGCCGAGGGAGUGUUGGCCACGGGUGAUUGUCGACGCGAUAUACACAUCUGGAGUCCGCUCGAGGAUGGCACCUGGAAGGUGGAUCAGCGUCCGCUGUUGGGUCACACUGCCUCCGUGGAGGAUCUGCAAUGGAGUCCAAACGAGCGCAGUGUGCUGGCCUCCUGUUCAGUGGACAAGAGCAUACGCAUCUGGGAUUGCCGUGCAGCACCGCAAAAGGCUUGCAUGCUUACCUGCGAGAAUGCGCACGAGAGCGACAUCAAUGUGAUCUCGUGGAAUCACACGGAGCCCUUCAUUGCCAGCGGUGGUGACGAUGGCUUCCUGCACAUCUGGGAUUUGCGUCAGUUUAAGACACAGAAGCCCAUUGCCACAUUCAAGCAUCAUACGGAUCAUAUAACGACUGUCGAAUGGAAUCCCAAUGAGGCAACAGUUCUUGCCUCGGGCGGCGAUGAUGAUCAGAUCGCAUUGUGGGAUCUGGCUGUGGAGAAGGAUGCCGAUCAGGCGCAGGCGCCGGCACAAAAUGAGGAUGAGCUCAAUAAGCUGCCGCCGCAGCUGCUCUUCAUUCAUCAGGGCCAAAAGGAGAUUAAGGAGUUGCACUGGCAUCCACAGAUGCCGGGCGUGCUCCUCUCCACGGCGCACAGCGGCUUCAACAUCUUUCGCACAAUCAGCGUAUGAAGAGUCGCAGCUAUAAUCACAAUCUAUCCGAUAACCAAAUUAGCUCCUAGACGACAACAACAAAUAUAUAAAUAAAUAUAAUUUUGACACAA
Drosophila grimshawi is the source of this 1499-nucleotide messenger RNA. Its product is annotated as glutamate-rich WD repeat-containing protein 1. Gene Ontology annotation, molecular function: protein binding. Bases 1 to 1407 code for a protein of 468 amino acids. The record is from RefSeq and is a predicted model, not a curated record. The transcript has a single exon. Lineage: Eukaryota; Metazoa; Arthropoda; Insecta; Diptera; Drosophilidae.